AUGGCACACUCCAAAGUCUGGUUCAUCACGGGCUGCUCAAGUGGUUUCGGCAAGGCAUUAGCACACGAAGCCCUCCUCCGUGGAGACAAGGUCGUCGCGACGGCACGCAACGCAAGCAAACUCGAGGAGCUGAAAGCAGCUGGAGCCCACACGCUGAGCUUGGAUGUGACCUCGCCAUUGGACGAGCUCAAACGCGUGGUCGAAGAAGCCCACAGCCUCCAUGGAAGGAUCGACUUCCUCAUCAACAACGCCGGGUACUGUCAGGUCGGCGGGUUGGAAGAGCUCACCCCGGCAGAAACUCAAGCCCAAUUCGCAACCAACGUCUUUGGCCCUCUGAACGUCACCAGAGCCAUCCUUCCUUACAUGCGCGCUAGACGGUCUGGAGUCAUCGCCAACUUCUCGAGUAUCGGGGCGUGGCGCGGGACCCCGGCAGUGGGCAUCUACGAGGCCUCCAAAUGGGCCGUCAGCGGCGUCUCGGAGACGCUGCGCCUCGAGCUGGCCGAGUUCAACAUCAAAGUAUGCAGCAUCGAGCCAGGCUACUUCCGGUCGAACUUUUUGAGCAAGGAGCACAAGAUCCUGCACGAACACAUCAUCGCGGACUACGAUGGCACAGUAGUGCGCAGGACCGAGGAACGGGUGGAGAGGACGAACCAGAACCAACGCGGCGAUCCCGCGAAAGGGGCCAAGGUCAUCGUUGAUGUCCUGACCGGUGUUACUGGCAAGGAGGUUCCGGUACGGCUCGCGCUGGGCCCGGAUGCCUAUAGGAUCAUCAAGGACAAGUGCGAAGAGACGAUCAGGAUUCUGGAUGAGUGGGUGCACAUCGGUUCUUCCACCGACGUUGAAGAAGCGAAGUAG
This is a messenger RNA of Cladophialophora carrionii CBS 160.54, 855 nucleotides long. RefSeq lists its product as uncharacterized. Lineage: Eukaryota; Fungi; Ascomycota; Eurotiomycetes; Chaetothyriales; Herpotrichiellaceae. Bases 1 to 855 code for a protein of 284 amino acids. The transcript is spliced from 2 exons. The record is from RefSeq and is a predicted model, not a curated record.